UGGACUGCCAGGACCAGGUUCAAGCUAUGGUGGCGCCGCUUGGUAGGGCAGCGGGAAAUAGUAAUUUGACAUCUAGUUUUGUGACUUUUGCUUGUCAAAAAAAAAAACAAGAAUUUAAUUAUUUGCAGAAAUUGUCAAAGGAAUUUUGUUUCCCAAGAAUAAAAAGAAAACAAUUUAACAAAAAUGGACAAUCAAAUCAGUUUUACCAGCAGCAACUCAAUAGGAACCCUCUAAAUCUCUCAAAAGAAAAUCGGACUCUCCAAAGGCAGCAGAACUCCAAACCGAAUAUGCAGAAUAAGCCACACCCGAAUUACGGGAUGAGUUUUACAUCAAACGUGAAACGAUGAGACAUCAAUUCAUCUGGUAUUCCAGGAGCAGGAAUAGUCGUUGUACCCAUCUUGGAUCAUCGGCUGCAGCAAGUUACUCUUGAUGGCAAUGCCAGGAGGACAUCAUUGGAACAUCAAAAAUAACCUUGGGCAAAAUGAAACCUGCUCAUGUUGUGGCUGGAUAUAUACACAAUGUGUUGUGGCUAAUGGAAUACCAACCAGCUCUAACUGAACACCUGAUACAGGUGUUGGUUCAAAAACUGCUCAUUCUUGAUGUGAAUGCACCACGAAGUGAAAUUGAAGAAGCUGAAUUUGAGGAAGAAAACGAAGACGACAUGGAUGAUGAUGAAGAUAUUGACGAGGAAAUGUUUAAAAUGGAAGAUGCAACAAGAACCACAACAACGACGCCACAAGAAACUCGUGAAAUUCUACCAAUGACCCAUCCAACCGCCCAUACUUUUGAUAUGUGUAUGGAAAAGAUGUAUUCAUUCUUUGAUCAAUUCAAUCCAAAGAAAGAACUAAUUGGAGAUGAAGGUGAUAAAAUCCUCAAAACACUUUCUCAUGCUCUGGAGUCAUAACACGCAUCAUGUACAAUUUUUAGUAUUUUAUUCUUGUAGUUUUAAGGUAAGUUCCAUACUCUGA
Molecule: messenger RNA, 968 nt
Organism: Episyrphus balteatus (marmalade hoverfly)
Lineage: Eukaryota; Metazoa; Arthropoda; Insecta; Diptera; Syrphidae
Product: RNA polymerase I-specific transcription initiation factor RRN3-like
Exons: 2
Coding region: 482-904 (140 amino acids)
Biological process (GO): transcription initiation at RNA polymerase I promoter
Cellular component (GO): nucleus
Molecular function (GO): RNA polymerase I general transcription initiation factor activity; RNA polymerase I core binding
Source: RefSeq, a predicted model, not a curated record